CUCCGAUAUCCACUAUAACAUCAUCUUCCUCUCAUCACUUCAAAUAGCAAUCUCGAAUUCCGAGUUGUCUCUAAUGUCACCACCCCGCGUUCUGAUCAUAGGCUGUGGUGUCGCCGGCCCAGCCAUCGCUCUUCUUCUGAAGCGCAAGGGCUACUCACCCAUCAUACUUGAGAAGGUACGCCAACUCGGCGAUGUCGGCGGCUCAUUGAUGCUGUUUCCAAAUGGGCUGAAAGUCCUUUCUCUCCUGGGUCUUUCUUCCCUCGCCACUGAAACAGCGCCAAAUCUUACAUGUCUGCGAGACAUAAGUUCAAAUGGGACAGAAAUUGGAGACACGAAGCUUCCUGCAACGUGGAGAGCGAAGUAUGGGCAACCUGCCUGUGGCGUCAAGCGUACGGCUCUCAAUCUGGCUCUCAAGGAAGCUUGUCUCGAUGCCGGUAUCCCUGUACUUGAAGGAUGGAAACUAAAAGACAUAAUCGAGACCGAAAACAGCGUUACAGCAAUCGCAGAAGAUGGACGAAUGGAAGAAGGAGCUUUCCUCAUAGGAUGCGAUGGCAUCAAAAGUGCGACAAGGAACUUGGUUUUGAAGGGACACGGAAUGCAGGAAGAAGAUACAACGUUCACGAACCUCACUCAAGCAGGAGGCAUGAGUCCCACGCCCUCGAUCUUGAAGCAAACCCCAGGUAUGAUGAACUGGUAUGGCGAAGGUGCACACUUCAUCGCCUAUCCCAUCUCCAAGACUACCACUUCUUGGGCAAUUACGCAAAGAUCAAACAUCGAAGAAGUAGAAACUUGGCAGCAAAUGUCUGUUUCACAGCUUGCAGUCUACAAAUCCAACUUACUUGCCGAAUCCCAAACUUGGUGUGAACCAAUACAGGAUCUGAUCAAAGGCUCAGAACGUCUGAUAAAGUAUGGACUGUUCGAUCGUCCUCAACUCGAGAAGGAGAAAUGGGUCAGUGAGGCUGGAAGAUGUGUGUUGAUAGGUGAUGCGGCGCAUCCUACAAGUCCACACUUAGGACAAGGUGCCAAUCAGGCGUUAGAAGAUUGUUGGCAUUUGGCGAGGUUGCUGCCGGAUGGAGAAGUCGAGAUGGAGAGGAAGACGUUGAAAGAAAUGUUUUUGGAAUUCUCAGGACUGAGACAGCCGAGGACGGCUGCAUUGGUGAGAGGUGCGAGGGCGCAGGGAGAGAGGAGGGUGGUGAGUGGGACAGAGGAGUGUAGGAGGAGAGAUGAAGCGCUGCGGAGAGGGUGGAUGGAUGAGCUUGCGGUCGAGGAAAAGUGGGAAAGUCUGUUGAGGGAGCCUUUUUGA
This is a messenger RNA of Mollisia scopiformis, 1303 nucleotides long. Its product is annotated as FAD/NAD(P)-binding domain-containing protein. Lineage: Eukaryota; Fungi; Ascomycota; Leotiomycetes; Helotiales; Mollisiaceae. The transcript has a single exon. The record is from RefSeq and is a predicted model, not a curated record. Bases 74 to 1303 code for a protein of 409 amino acids. Gene Ontology annotation, molecular function: FAD binding; monooxygenase activity.